Messenger RNA from Macrosiphum euphorbiae (potato aphid), 255 nucleotides. The record is from the annotation of a GenBank genome assembly. Lineage: Eukaryota; Metazoa; Arthropoda; Insecta; Hemiptera; Aphididae.
AUGGACAGCGUUGAGGAAAUUUUAAAUCCCAGAAAAACUGAUCAAAAUGAUAGAAAUAUUAUGCAAUUCAAACACAUAUUUUUAUCUCCAAUACCAAGGGGAACUAUCUCUAUAGUUUUAGGUUCAAUCUGGAGUAAGCCAUUUGAUGCAAUAUCUCCAAUACUGUUCAAUCUGGCGCUCGAAAAAGUUUUUAGAGAUAUAUCAGUGACUCACGAAAUGGUGCUGAAUAGCAAAAAUAUGGUAACUAUAAUUUGA